Messenger RNA from Eimeria tenella, 666 nucleotides. RefSeq lists its product as uncharacterized. The transcript has a single exon. The coding region runs from base 1 to 666 and encodes 221 amino acids. Lineage: Eukaryota; Apicomplexa; Conoidasida; Eucoccidiorida; Eimeriidae. The record is from RefSeq and is a predicted model, not a curated record.
AUGGAAAGUAAAGAAAGCAGCAGCUUUUAUUUGCUGCUGCAGCAGUUCUGGAGCUGCUGCAUAGCGCCUCCUGCUGCUUGGGGCGCCGGCGACGGCUAUUACCCUUAUUGUUUUUCCAUUUUGUUUCUUUCUCUUUCUGCUUUUCUUUGGUACCUUUUUGCUGCUUUAAAGGAGUUAGAAAAGCCCAUUUUGCUGCUGAUUCCGCAGCAGCAAGCAGCAGCAGUUCGCAGCCAGCUCAGGGGCUGCAGGGCCCUCGUCGCAGCGCACAAACCAGCAGCAGCAGCAGCAGCAGCAGCAGAAGAUGUUGCAGCAGCAGCAGCAACCAUUGCGGAGGAGGAACGCCUGGAGGUCAACUGCCCUGUCUGCAGCGCAGCAAUCAAAGCAGCAGCAGCAGCAGCAGCAACAGCAGCAGAACCAGCAGCGCCGUCGUCCCGAGCCACCGCCUCAACGCGAAAACCAGCAGCAGCAGCAGCAGCAGCAGCAGCAGCAGAGUGUCCGGUUUUGAAGUCUGCUGCGCGAACUCUCUCAGCUUCCCGCAACAGAUGCGUUGGCUUUUACCAUUCUCUCCUCGUUUCUCUCUUGUCUCUUUUUUGCAUUUUCUUCGACAAAAAAGUUUAUUCAAAUAAAAUCCAAGGAACUUCCCUCCUCUCCACCACCAUAGGUUAG